UCUUGUAAAUGAGUUGCACACAGAGAGUGACGGAGAACCAGAAAACAGAAAGGAAGAAGAAAAAGGGGAUCGAGUGAGACAAAAAUGGCGAGGAAUUCAGGGACUUUGAUACGACAGUUGUUUGGCAAUUGGAGAAAACCUUGUGCAGGUCUUCUUCAUCAUCGUCGUAAGCUUCUUCCUAGUUCCAUCCAAACCCUAACCCUAACUUCAAUCCCGAGUACAACACGAUCUUUACCUCCCCCUUGCAAAUUACCUUUGUCCUCCCCAAACCUUCAUUUUAAGGAACGCUCCGAUAAAGGUCUUGUAUUUUCAAGGCCCGCAAACAUGGUGACUAUUUCGAACAAGGAUGACUAUGACAGGGCAAUUAAACAAGUUAAAGAUGGACUUUGGCCAGCGGUUUUCUACUGGGUUUCUUGUGACCGCACACCUU
This is a messenger RNA of Prunus mume (Japanese apricot), 430 nucleotides long. NCBI's taxonomy places the organism in Eukaryota, Viridiplantae, Streptophyta, Magnoliopsida, Rosales, Rosaceae. The record is from RefSeq and is a predicted model, not a curated record.